ACAACUUCAACCUCCGCCCAAACGAAUACGUACCGUUCACCUCCCUCAUAUCCACUGUCGCCCUCGUUGCGCACCUCUCCUAACUAUGUCUGUCUAUCUCAUUCCCAACAACGCGUUGGGUUUCAACAGACCUUUCACGCAGCUCGUCAAGCAAGUCCUGACUAUCACGAAUAAAAAUGCACAGCCUGUAGCAUUCAAAGUUAAGACAACAGCCCCCAAGUUGUACUGCGUACGACCAAACUCUGGCAGGAUAGAGCCUGGUGAAAGUGUCGAUGUCUCCGUAAUGCUACAACCGAUGAAAGACGAACCACCUUUGUCGACCAAAUGCAAGGACAAGUUCCUGAUUCAAAGUACCCUCAUCACACCCGAAAAGGAGACACGAGACCUACAAGAAUUCUGGAAUGCGCAACCAGGCGUUGGUGACGAGUGGAAAGUUUAUCAACAAAAACUCCGUGUUGUAUACCUCCCGCCUGAAGGUCAAACUGUUGAAGAGGAGGAAGAGGAACCCCCUGCGCUUCCCCGCCCUUCUGUAGAGCCCGCUGGUGGACCAUCUACCUAUGCAACUCUUAGGGAUGCAGAGCCACGCGUUACUCCCCCUAUACCAGAAUUCACUUAUGGUGACGCAGUUCAAGUUGCACCGGCUGUGCAACCUCGGCGCUCGCCCACGCCGCCUGCACCCGAGCGAGAAGUGAACAGUUCUCAAGAGAAUGGUUCUUAUCGGGAUGAACUUGAUUUUCAGAGAUCUACUAGUGGCGGAGUUGGCGUUGUCAACGUCAACGUGCAUUCGUCAUCACCGCCACCCUCACCUCCAGCUGCACGGGUGCCCUCUAUCAACCAAGACUUGGAAUUGAAGUAUAUCGCAGCUCAGGACGAGAUACAACGACUUCGGGAUCUGCUUGCGGCUGUGCCUGAUCCAAGCUCUCUAGCGCCAGAGUCCAUUGCACCUACCUCGAUCGCUCCGUCGGACUUCCGAAGGCGACAUACAUCGGCGCUCUCAGACGACGGAGAGACGUAUGCUGGAUCUGACGUCGGCACCAUGGUGGAGCAUGAAAGCGUUAUCCACCAGGAAGGCGUUCCACUACAGGUGGUUGUUAUUAUUGCGCUUGGCGUUUUUAUCACAACGUAUCUAUUUUUCUAAGUAGCCGAGCAGGGACGUGCUCCAUUCAUCCCCUUCCUUCGUCGAUCCCUUCGGGCUCGCUAAAGCCAUUUCGCGCAGUACAUGCCACGCAUCAUAUACAAUAUUUUCUCCGUUGGUGAUAUGAAAGGGGUAUUGGGGAGUGUUGCAGUUCUCAUGACUUUUCGCAUUUAUCGCCGAGUUACAUAGUACGUUAGCAUUUUUCUUUUUUGUUGUGUCUGCUUAGUGUUAUCAUGUGCAUCGCUAUAUAUAAUCCGAUUUGAAUCACGCAAGUGUGGAUGUGGUUGACGUUGGGGAGCUGGUGUUCCAUGAUAAGCAGACAAUUUCGAGGCCCGUGCAUGUACACCGUAAUAGUACUAGCUAGUAGGAUGUACCCAGCGUUCUGUGCCGAUUAGUAGAC
Molecule: messenger RNA, 1535 nt
Organism: Suillus discolor
Lineage: Eukaryota; Fungi; Basidiomycota; Agaricomycetes; Boletales; Suillaceae
Product: PapD-like protein
Exons: 6
Coding region: 86-1138 (350 amino acids)
Biological process (GO): endoplasmic reticulum membrane organization
Cellular component (GO): endoplasmic reticulum membrane; plasma membrane
Molecular function (GO): FFAT motif binding
Source: RefSeq, a predicted model, not a curated record